AAGUCUCACGUGAACCAAACCAAACAACAGUUUCUCUCUCUAACAGAAACAGUGAGUCUAGAGAGAGAAGUAAAAAAAAAAGAAGAAAAUGAAGGAAACAACAGUGAUUGUAGCAGGAGCUGGUCCCUGUGGAAUUACAACUUCAGCUUCUCUAAACCUUCAAUCAAUCCCUCACAUUCUCCUAGAAAGAGAAGAUAUCUUCUGUCCCAUAUGGACUAAAUACUCUUACGAUCGUCUCCAUCUUCACUUAGCCAAGGAGUUCUGUGAGCUUGCCCACAUGCCAUUCCCAGAUUCUUACCCAACUUAUGUUCCAAGAAACCUAUUUAUCCAAUACUUAGAAGAGUAUAUGACCCGGUUCAAUGUGAACCCGGUUUAUAAUCGGUCCAUUGAGUCUGCAACCUAUGAUAAGGUCGCCGGAAAAUGGAUUUUCAAGACAAGGAACACCAAGACUGAUGAGAUUGAAGAGUACUGCUCAAGAUUUCUGGUGUUGGCCACCGGCGAAACCACCGAUCCUUUCGUGCCGAAAAUCAAAGGCAUGGAGACAUUUACAGGGCAGAUCUUGCACUCCACAGAGUAUAAGACUGGGAAGCCCUUCACUAAUAAGAGUGUCCUAGUUGUUGGGUGUGGUAAUUCUGGUAUGGAGCUUGCUUAUGAUCUAACUCUCUUCAAUGCUAAGACCUCCAUUGUUAUUAGACACCCGAUUUAUAUUAUAACAAGGUGGAUGGGGUAUAUGUCUUUGGUGUUGUUCCAGCGUCUGCCUUUUGGAUUGGUGGAUAGAUUUAUUGCUUUGGUCAGUAGGUUGUGGUAUGGUGAUAUGAGUAAGUAUGGGAUUGAGAAGCCAACAGAAGGUCCUUAUGAAAGGAAAGAGAAGUAUGGAAAGUAUCCAGUUGUUGAUGUCGGCACCGCCGGUAAGAUCAAGUCCGGCGAGAUUCAGGUCUUACCGGGAAUAUCUUGCAUUAAUGGUGAUGAGGUGCUCUUCACAAAUGGCAAGUCUUAUCACUUUGAUGUGAUUUUAUCGGCUACUGGAUUCCAUAGAUCAAUAAGAAAUUGGCUCAAGGAUGAUUAUGGCUUUCUCGGUGAAGAUGGGCUUGCCAAAGAAAGAGAUCCUAAGCCUUAUUGGAAGGGAAAGAAUGGCCUCUACUGUGCUGGGCUUGCAAGAAAAGGUUUGAUUGGAGCUGGCCCAGAAGGUAUAUUGAUAGCUAAUGAUAUCAAAAAAUUAUUAUGAAGCCCACCAGUUGGAAGGAACUUUCUUCAGUAAUCAUCUUCAAAUGUUGCUAAAAAUGAGCAUAUGUAUGAAAGGAAAAAUUAAAGCAAAUAUGGAAAGAGUGAUUGGGUAUUUUGAAUGCUCCAACUUAUGUUUGUAACAUCAAUUAUCAGUCACUGUUAUGUAAUGCCGGCUUGUUGGAUUUGAUGUGUCCAUCAAACCUAAUUUAAUGCUAAAUAAUAUCAAACCUAAUUUAUAUAUCAAA
Molecule: messenger RNA, 1469 nt
Organism: Macadamia integrifolia
Lineage: Eukaryota; Viridiplantae; Streptophyta; Magnoliopsida; Proteales; Proteaceae
Product: probable indole-3-pyruvate monooxygenase YUCCA10
Exons: 4
Coding region: 89-1225 (378 amino acids)
Molecular function (GO): NADP binding; flavin adenine dinucleotide binding; N,N-dimethylaniline monooxygenase activity
Source: RefSeq, a predicted model, not a curated record